Messenger RNA from Mastomys coucha (southern multimammate mouse), 1910 nucleotides. It is a transcript of the gene Ftcd, whose product is annotated as formimidoyltransferase cyclodeaminase. Gene Ontology annotation, molecular function: transferase activity; folic acid binding. Bases 35 to 1660 code for a protein of 541 amino acids. The transcript is spliced from 14 exons. NCBI's taxonomy places the organism in Eukaryota, Metazoa, Chordata, Mammalia, Rodentia, Muridae. The record is from RefSeq and is a predicted model, not a curated record.
UCUUGAGAGGAACCUCUGGACUCAGGUGCUGGCUAUGUCCCAAUUGGUGGAAUGUGUCCCCAACUUCUCAGAGGGGAACAACCAGGAGGUGAUCGAUGCCAUUUCUCGAGCCAUCUCCCAGACCCCAGGCUGUGUGCUGUUGGACGUUGAUGCUGGACCCUCUACCAACCGCACUGUCUACACUUUCGUGGGGCAGCCCGAGUGUGUGGUCGAGGGAGCCCUCAAUGCUGCGCGUACGGCCUCGCAGCUCAUCGACAUGAGCAAGCACAAGGGCGAGCACCCUCGAAUGGGUGCUCUGGAUGUGUGUCCCUUCAUCCCUGUGAGGGAUGUCAGCAUGGAGGAGUGUGUGCUCUGUGCCAAGGCAUUUGGGCAGCGGCUGGCAGAGGAGCUUAAGGUCCCAGUGUAUCUCUAUGGUGAGGCAGCUCAGACACCCAGUCGUCAGACCCUGCCGGCCAUCCGGGCUGGAGAGUAUGAGGCCCUGCCUGAGAAGCUCAAACAGGCCGAGUGGGUGCCUGACUUUGGCCCCAGCUCCUUUGUCCCCAGUUGGGGCGCCACUGUCACAGGUGCACGGAAGUUCCUCAUUGCGUUCAAUAUCAACCUGCUAAGCACCAAGGAACAGGCCCACCGCAUUGCUCUAAACCUGCGGGAGCAGGGCAGAGGGAAAGAACAGCCUGGACGUCUGAAAAAAGUUCAGGGCAUCGGCUGGUACCUGGAAGAGAAGAACCUGGCUCAGGUAUCCACAAACCUCCUGGACUUUGAGGUCACGGCUCUGCACACAGUGUAUGAGGAGGCCCGCAGAGAGGCUCAGGAGCUGAAUCUCCCAGUGGUGGGCUCGCAGCUGGUGGGCCUGGUGCCUCUGAAGGCCUUACUGGAUGCCGCAGCCUUCUACUGCGACAGGGAGAAGUUGUUUAUUCUGGAGGAAGAGCACCGGAUACGGCUGGUGGUGAACCGGCUGGGCCUGGAUUCCCUGGCGCCCUUCGACCCAAAGGAGCGGGUCAUCGAGUACCUGGUCCCCUCUAGUGGACCAGAACAAAGCCUGCUGGACACCUCACUGCGUACUUUUGUUCGGGAGGUGGGAGCCCGCUCUGCUGCCCCAGGAGGAGGUUCUGUAGCAGCAGCUGUUGCAGCUCUGGGUGCAGCCCUGGCUUCUAUGGUAGGCCAGAUGACCUAUGGACGGCGCCAGUUUGAUCACCUGGAUUCCACAAUGCGACGCCUGAUCCCGCCCUUCCACGCAGCAUCUGCCCAGCUGACUUCGUUGGUGGAUGCUGAUGCCCAGGCAUUCGCUGCCUGUUUGGACGCAAUAAAGCUGCCCAAGAACACGCCUGAAGAGAGGGACAGGCGUGCGUGUGCUCUGCAGGAGGGGCUGAGAGAGGCGGUCGCUGUGCCACUGAAACUGGCUGAGACUGUGUCCCAGCUAUGGCCAGCGCUGCAGGAGCUGGCCCACUGUGGGAACCUGUCCUGCUUGUCUGACCUGCAGGUGGCAGCCAAAGCCUUGGAGACAGGUGUGUUUGGUGCGUACUUCAACGUGCUCAUCAACCUGAAGGACAUGACGGAUGAUGUAUUUAAAGAGAAGACACGCCAUCGAAUCUCCAGCCUUCUGCAAGAAGCCAAGACCCAGGCUGCACUGGUGCUGGGUAGCCUAGAAACCCGGAAGGAGUGAAGAGUCCGCCCCCAGUGAAUGGUCCAACGUCCAGUAUUCCUCACCUAUCUUAAGUGGUCCAAGUGUUGCUUGGGAAGACGAGUCAGCCAUGACAUCCACAGGGCCAAGUUGGGACUUUACUCACAGCUGUCUAUGCAGGAUCAGAAGAUGCGACAGGGGUUGUUUGGGGUAGGGUGUGGUAGGGCCUGACUGGUGGUGGUGUCCUGACACCCUCUGUUAUCUAUGGCUUCUAGUAAAUUCUGAACACAAA